Molecule: messenger RNA, 870 nt
Organism: Colletotrichum godetiae
Lineage: Eukaryota; Fungi; Ascomycota; Sordariomycetes; Glomerellales; Glomerellaceae
Exons: 4
Coding region: 1-870 (289 amino acids)
Biological process (GO): mycotoxin biosynthetic process
Source: RefSeq, a predicted model, not a curated record
AUGAACCGAAACUCACAUUAUACGGGCGCCAAACUGCUGGUGGCAGAGGCGAACGACCUGGAACAUGGCGCCCUAUGUAGCCGCUGUGAAAAGGCCAUCACCGGAGAGACUUCGCCCUCCAAAUUCUCCCUUCUGAAGGUUAUAUUAGUUUUUAUUCUCUGCCAAGUUCCCAUCUCGGGAUUGAGUUUCCUUACCUUCCAUACCUUUCAGAACAGGGCUGGGACCGAAACCAAAGGCAUCGACCAGCAGGACUACUUUUCUCUCGAAAGCUAUAAUUCCACUGGAAAUCUCUACGACAUUGUAGAUGCUGCCGAUAAGUCACCAGAGGCGGACACUUUCUGGCAUGAUCUCCAAAAGACGGACGGCAUUGUCGCUGUCCACAGCAAAUGGGCAAAGAAGAACGCACUCCCAGCAACGGUCGCUCACCCUGAUGACCCGGCUUCCAAGAUCUACCAAAUCAACGUCUUUCACGCGCUUCAUUGCUUGUACCGCAUUAGAAACAGACUAACAUCAAAGAUCCCACUCGAGAAAUGGCCACGCAACGACAUCCACACCAUGCACUGCGUAGAUCACAUCCGCAACGACCUGAUGUGCCACGCUGACAUCUCGCUCUCGGGCUCAGAUGAGUAUGUUUCGUUCAACUCGCAUAGUCACCACCAGAAGUGCAGAGACUUGGGUGCCCUUCAGAGGUGGGCGAAACGACACAGUUGGACUGGCUACAAGGAUUAUCUGGAAGGCGUUGUCGGGUAUGAUUUUAACGAGGCGGAGCGCGUGAAUAUGGCUAUGGCUGGCAAGGGGCACUGGAACAAAGCGCAGAGUACGCUUGAUAAUGAGACUGGGAAGAUCGAGCUUUGGUUUGAGGAGGAUUGA